Messenger RNA from Homarus americanus (American lobster), 742 nucleotides. RefSeq lists its product as uncharacterized. Bases 67 to 621 code for a protein of 184 amino acids. The record is from RefSeq and is a predicted model, not a curated record. NCBI's taxonomy places the organism in Eukaryota, Metazoa, Arthropoda, Malacostraca, Decapoda, Nephropidae. The transcript is spliced from 3 exons.
AUAAGGUAGGUGGUACUAGGCUCAUCAUCCACAUUACCAACAAGACCAUCAAACCUAGUAGACAAGAUGCGUGUCAGCUCCGUUGCCUUGGUGUUGUGUUUGGUGUCCUGGGCCAGUGUUCAGGUCGAGGGGCUGUUCCCCCUUGGUGGUGUCACAACUGGUGUAGUUGGCCUAGCUGCUCUCAAGGCGUUGUAUUGGAAGUUCAAGCUGGGAGGUGUAGGUCUUGGCGGCCACUUGGGACCAUUAGGACUUCUGAAGGGUAUUGGUAAGCGAUCUGUGGAGAACCCCGGUGAGGGCGAUGAACAACUUCUGCUGACCACUGUUGGCGAACUCGACCAAAAUGGCUGCAUUCUAAAGACCUUGUGCCAACUACAAACGAAGAAGGAGGGCUCUCGCACCCUGGAGGAGAAGCUUCUGGCUGAACUAUUCGCCAACAGGACGGAAGUUACCGCCUACAAUGCCCCCUUCGUCCACGCCAUAGAUAUCGGCAGGAGGACUGGUAAAUCUGCCGUCUGCGACCAGCUCUUCCACAAGUGCCAGUUGAGUGACACUGAGUUGAGCUCCCUCCUGCAGCAGGCUUGGGGCUGUGGCUUUGACGUCUUUGAAGACAAGUCAGAGUAACACUCCUACACGUCCUGAUCCAGAGUGAGGGUGACGGGAGAGGACACUACACCUUCCCUCCCUCCACUACACCUAUACCUGGAGGAGGACACAGGACGCUCUUUCCCUCCCUCCCUCCUUC